CGCGCUCCCCUCCCCCUCGCCAGGGUGCCCUCCCUAGCCGACCCCUAGGACUCAGGGCCGCUUGUCCACCCCCAGACGUGCCGGGGGUCCCCGAGGAGGGGCCAGCCCAGCCGAGGCGCGACCAUGGAGGAGCCGCAGCGCGCGCGCCCGCAUACCGUCACCACCACCGCCAGCUCCUUCGCCGAGAACUUCUCCACCAGCAGCAGCAGCUUCGCCUACGACCGGGAGUUCCUCCGCACGGUGCCCGGGCUCCUCAUCGUGGCGGAGAUCGUUCUGGGACUGCUGGUAUGGACGCUUAUCGCUGGGACUGAGUACUUCCUUGUCCCUGCGUUUGGCUGGGUCAUGUUCGUAGCUGUAUUUUACUGGGUCCUCACCGUCUUCUUCCUCAUCAUCUACAUAACAAUGACCUACACCAGGAUUCCCCAGGUGCCCUGGACUACAGUGGGUCUGUGCUUUAACGGCAGUGCCUUCGUCUUAUACCUCUCAGCUGCCAUUGUGGAUGCAUCUUCUGUCUCCCCAGAGAGGGACAGCCACAACUUCAACAGCUGGGCAGCCUCCUCGUUCUUCGCCUUCCUGGUCACCAUCUGCUACGCUGGAAACACAUAUUUCAGUUUUAUAGCUUGGAGAUCCAGGACCAUUCAGUGAUUUGCCAUUUUGAGAAUUAAGGGGGAGAGAGGGAAGAAUCUCACUGUAAAAGCAGCUGUAGGUAUAAUGUAUAUUUCCAGAGAAUUGUAUUUAACUAAUGUUUUUAUAUACUUAGUUAAAUUUUGCUCACAGUGGUUUGUUAAAAUUAAACUAAAUACUUAUUUGCAAAGCACUGUAGUUAUAAUGAACUCUUAAAGAUCUUGUUGAUGUCUUCAUAGACCUUAUUUUCUUAGACAAUGUAUAAAUAGAUAAAUGCUAAUAUUAAGAAGCUGUCAAGUUUGUAAACCUAACUUUUAAAAUGCCAGAUUUUUUUUUUUAUUAAAUGUUUCAAAAUCCUGGGUAAUGUAUAUGAUUUGAGAAAGGAGACCUAUUGCCAAAGCCCAAAGCUGGGUGCUUUGAGAAAAUCUUCAUCCUCAGAGGGCUGCCUAGGUCCGAUAUUGCCAGGAGCCACCAGCCGAGGGUGGCAUCAGAGACCCAUCUUCCUAAGUCUGGGAAUCAUCGGUGUCCAUGAUUCUCAUGGGCUAACUGGUUGGCCCAGAGAGCAUCUAAUGAGACCUUGGCCUUGGAGCUUGGUAAUGAGCUUAUCCUAAGUGGUGCUGCUGAGUCUAGUUUCUGGUGUGCUAGUGGUAUUUUUCCUAAUACCUGUUAAAAUCAGUGCAUAACUAUUAAGAGGAUAAGUACUCACAUGUACCUUAAAAUCAUCUUGCUGGCCUUAGUGACAUGUAUACCAUGCCUUGUGGAAAAUACCCAACCAAUUUCUCAAAUCUCCAAUCUCUAGCACUAAUAUUGUGUAACAUCAUCGUUAGAUAUCAGAUGGUGGGAAGAACCACAGUUAGCAAGGCAGAUGUGCACUCAGGGGAAGUGUUUUUCGGCAGGAGGGUUCUUGCUGCUGCGGCAGUGUAUCUCGGGUGAUUUUUCAACACGAGCCUUUUUUCGAAAAACAAAAAACCACAGAAACGUUAGUAUAGUUAAUGACAGUAAAGAGACUUUCGGCCGGGCACUCUGCAGUCACGACCCCUGUGGCCUCUGCUAUUCUGUUUUACAGCACUGUUUCUCCCUUGUUUGUUGCUUGUUAGUCUUUCUGUUUAUCUGAUUCUAAUGCUUUAUCCAAGCUCUGUUUACCCCUAAAUAGAAGUGUUGGGAUUCCUUCAGUGUCUGAUAACACCCACCCCAGACAAUGAAGAAUGUUCUUGGGUUUUGGGUCCCAAGAGGUAGUGGUGAGGGGAAACCAAGAAUGAGAGGUGAUAUAGGGUACAGGUGUGUGGGAGUGGGUGGAUGUUGGGGACACAGGAGGUCACUCUGAGUCCAACAUUUAGCAAGCCAUGAGGUUGAGCUUUAGCCACACAGACCUGCAAAUGAUCAGGGCUGCGAUCUUUUUAGAGCUGUAUUUCCCAGUCGUCACCAAGACAGCCUCUGACUUGCUCAUUUUGCAAUAAAAGCUGAAAUAACUAGUC
Pteropus alecto (black flying fox) is the source of this 2099-nucleotide messenger RNA. It is a transcript of the gene CMTM8, whose product is annotated as CKLF like MARVEL transmembrane domain containing 8. Gene Ontology annotation, molecular function: structural constituent of myelin sheath. Gene Ontology annotation, cellular component: membrane. The record is from RefSeq and is a predicted model, not a curated record. The transcript has 4 exons. Bases 124 to 645 code for a protein of 173 amino acids. Gene Ontology annotation, biological process: myelination. NCBI's taxonomy places the organism in Eukaryota, Metazoa, Chordata, Mammalia, Chiroptera, Pteropodidae.